UUUUUUUUUUCGUUUUUGUCCUGAUUAUUUGAAAUUAGUGAAAAAAUGACAGCCGCUGAAUUAGAAAAUGCCCUCGCGAUCAAAGAAACGCAAAAAACUCAAGCGAUGGAAUUAUUAGGAAAUAUUGUUAAAAGAGAUAUUAAUGAUCCGAACGAUGAUGUGAUAAAAAUAAAAGAGCAGGCAAUCAUUGAAUUGGGAGAUCUUUUUGCCAAAAGUGGAAAGGCAGAUGAAUUAUGGUCUAUGAUAAAGUUCACCAGGCCAUUUUUGGCCCUGGUCAGUAAGGCAAAAGCAGCAAAGCUGGUUCGUAAUCUAGUGGACAAGUUUUUGGAUAUGGAGGCCGGCACUGGAAAAGAGGUUGAACUGUGCCAAGAAUGUAUUGAGUGGGCGAAACAGGAAAACAGGACAUUUUUGAGGCAGGCUCUAGAAGCCAGACUUGUAUCAUUGUAUUUCGAUGUUAAGAGAUAUGAGGAUGCUUUGCAAUUAGGAUCCUCUUUAUUAAAAGAAUUGAAGAAACUAGAUGACAAAGCACUGCUGGUUGAAGUUCAGCUUCUGGAAAGUAAGACAUACCAUGCAUUGAGUAACCUCCCCAGAGCCAGAGCAGCCUUGACCUCAGCUCGCACCACAGCCAAUGGUAUUUACUGCCCCCCCAAAUUACAGGCUGCCCUGGACACACAAUCUGGCAUACUGCAUGCUGCUGAUGAGAGGGAUUUUAAGACUGCCUAUUCAUACUUCUAUGAGGCUUUUGAAGGAUAUGAUUCUAUAGACAGCCCAAAAGCAGUAACUGCCUUGAAGUAUAUGCUCUUGAGCAAAAUUAUGCUACACAGUUCUGAUGAAGUACAUUCGAUCGUUAGUGGCAAACUUGCCCUGAAGUACACCGGCCCAGAAGUUGAGGCCAUGAAGUUUAUUGCACAGGCUAGCCACAAGAGGUCACUGGCCGACUUUAACGAGACGACAGUGAAAUACAAAGAACAAUUAGAGAAUGAUCCGAUAAUCAGGGCACAUCUUGAUUCUUUGUAUGACAGUCUUCUGGAGCAGAAUCUAUGCCGAAUUAUAGAACCUUUCUCAAGGGUGCAAGUCGAACAUGUUGCUAAACUCAUCAACUUAAACAUGGAUGUUGUUGAGAAUAAACUUUCUCAAAUGAUUCUUGACAAGAAGUUCAAUGGUAUAUUGGAUCAAGGGUCAGGUGUCUUGAUAAUCUUCGAUGAAACUUCAACUGACAAAACGUAUGAGACAGUCUUAGAAACUAUCCAAAGUAUGGGCAAAGUCGUUGACUCCCUGUACAACAAAGCCAAGAAGCUGACAUAAAUUUACAUAAAUUAGCAUAAAAUUUAAAUAAAACUAGUGUCUGAUUGUCGAAACUGAUUCUUUAAGACAAAAAAAUGGAUGUGAACAAAGUUUAGGCGAAGCUCUCAUCUAUUUAUUUUCUUUGUUUUGAGUUUUUUGAAGUUUUGAACUAUAGUUAGUAAUAAAAGUAAGCUAUUGCUAUUUUGUAAUAAUAAUUCAAUGAAUAAUAGGAAUAAUAAUAAAUGUAAAAGGUGGAGUGAGAUCUA
Helobdella robusta is the source of this 1550-nucleotide messenger RNA. RefSeq lists its product as hypothetical. Gene Ontology annotation, biological process: ubiquitin-dependent protein catabolic process. Gene Ontology annotation, molecular function: structural molecule activity. Bases 46 to 1305 code for a protein of 419 amino acids. The record is from RefSeq and is a predicted model, not a curated record. The transcript is spliced from 12 exons. Gene Ontology annotation, cellular component: proteasome regulatory particle, lid subcomplex. NCBI's taxonomy places the organism in Eukaryota, Metazoa, Annelida, Clitellata, Rhynchobdellida, Glossiphoniidae.